Rotaria sordida is the source of this 1479-nucleotide messenger RNA. NCBI's taxonomy places the organism in Eukaryota, Metazoa, Rotifera, Eurotatoria, Philodinida, Philodinidae. The record is from the annotation of a GenBank genome assembly.
AUGCCUGCUUCUUGUUCUUCAUCAACAACCGCUGUUCGAAGCACAUCCAUAUCAAAUGAACAAGAAAGUUCUUCUGAAGGUCAAAGAGUCGAAACAAUGGAUUCCGAAUUUGUGUCAAAUAUUUUUCUUGAACAAGAUUCACUUCAACAACUGCGAAGAUGUUCCUUUUCCCGUUGGCCACAUCGUACUAGUCCAUCAAGUGCACAAAUGAUUGAAGCUGGAUUUUUCAAUUGUAAUGUUGGUGAUCGAGUAUUUUGCAUUCAUUGUGAUCUUAUUUAUCAACAAUGGACACAUAGAGAUGAUCCAUGUGAAAUACAUAAAACACUUUCACCUAAUUGUAUAUAUGUUAAAGCAAAAUUAAGACGUCCUAUAGCUUCAUCUAUACUUAUUGCCAAUAAAAGUUCAGCAGGAGCAACUUCAGGCAAUCAUUCAUCAACAUCAAAUAAUCUCGGUUCAUUACGAUCUAAUGAUAUUAAGUUUACAGCUUCAUCUAAUCCUACUUAUUCAGAAAUACCAAAACGUCAUGCAUCAUUUGCAACAUGGCCAACCGAAGAUUUACCAUCAGUAGAUGAUUUAGUUCGAGCAGGAUUUUUUUAUACAGGUACGAAAACUAUUGUUACUUGUUUUUAUUGUAAUGGAUCAUUACAAAAUUGGCGUCCAAAUGAUAAUCCAAUGAUUGAACAUGCACGUUGGUUUCCACAUUGUGCAUAUGCUCGACAAUUAUGUGGUGAUGAUUUAUAUCGUAAAAUUCAAGAAUCUAAACGAGCACAACAAGAACGUGCUCGUGCCAAUGAAUUAAAAGAAAGAACAGGUUCUGGUGAGGUGGUAACUACUAAUCCAACAUCCAAUAGUCGACUAUUAUUAAUACCCGAUGAAAGUACUUUAUCGAGACUUGUUGCUGCUCGGUUAGAUUUACCAAUUUCACAACGUUUAGUAGAUCAACUACGAAUAGGACAUGAUGAUUUUGUACCUGAAUGUGAUUUAUAUACUGCUUGUUUAAUUCUUCAAAAACAAAUUGAACAUAUUGAUGGUAAAAAAGACAACAUUGUCAUACCAAGCAUAAAAAUGAAACAAGUCAGAGAACAAAAUGAGAAACAUAUGCGUCAACAAACAUCAAUUAUACUUAAUGCAGAUCAAUCAGUGCGAAACCCUGCUGAUGUUGAAAUGACGAGGUCAUCCCAAUCAUUAAGAAAUGAAUCAGCAUCUUCCAAAUUGUUUAUUGAUUCCACAUCAAAAUCAACAACCAAUGGUAAUGAACGUGAAACAAUAACAACCAAACAAAUAAGUACUAUCAAUGAUCGAAAUCAAUCAAUUAAUGUAACACCAUCCAAUCCAUGUGUUCUUUGUUUGACAGAAGAGAAGCAAUUAGUUUGUAUACCAUGUGGACAUAUGGCAACAUGUGUCGCAUGUAGUCAUUCAUUACGAUCGUGUCCAAUAUGUCAUCGACAAAUGGAAACAUGGGUUAGAAUUUAUUUCUAA